AUGAAAACUCAUAUAGGAAAAACGAUGGAGCAUUCAGAAAGGAAGGAGACACCAGAUGGAGGUGAGUGCAGAAAGGAUGUGAAGUGGAAUCCUAUGAAUGUUUAAAGUCCCACUGAGUUUACUGGGGCUUAUUCCCAAAACCCUGUAUAUAGGAUUGUAGCUCUAGACGAAAUAGCAAACCACUUAAGAUAAUAGGGUAGCAGUGGAGGAAAGUUUGCCUGUAAUGGGUGACAAAUGUUUUAUGCAAUAGGUAGACACUGGGUCAUUUAUUAAGGGGUAUUCAACAAAUAAUGCAAAACCUCAAAACAAUACAUUCCCCCGCAAGCUAACACCUGAUGAAAUAUUCUUAAAUUGUGUGUGUUACAUGCCUUCAUUUGGGUGGCAGAAUGUAAAAAAGAAAAAUAUUUUAGGUCUGCUCCCUGCCCCCUACCCAUAAGAAUUAACAUUAGCUCAACUAAUUUAGUCAGAUUGCGGUGUAGAAAUGGGGGUAAUGAGUAGGAUUUGAAGACCUGUACUAAAAGCUCAAGUGUGACUGCUGUGCAAAAGUGGUAUCCAGGGCUGGUCUGGAGUCAGAGCCCAAGUCAUCAGAGUCCAAAACAAGAGUUGAGGUGAGAGGCAAGGUCAGGGCAGUCAAAGUCAUGUUCAAGUUGGUCUGUGAACAGUCGAGAGCAUAGGCAAUGACCAGGUCCUGGGCAGUCCAAGGUCAGAUGCAAUCUAACCAGUCAGAUUGGUCACAGUGCUGCUGAAAAAACAUUUGUUCCAGCUCCUGUUCCAGCCAGGCACUGGGCUUUUUUGAGCUGGAGCUGCUGGAACAACCCAGUUGAUCCACCUGACUCCUGCCAGUUGUCUUCAAUAGGAGCAUAUUACUUCCAGAUGGCAUCUCUCCCUUGGGCUCAGGAUUCAUUCAGCCUCGGCAUCAGAGGCCAUACCAACCCAUGGUGCCUACGGCUCGUCCUCAGCCUCCUCUAAGGCUCCUGGUCCCUUGCCCCAAUACUGAACCUUAUCCAGGGCUUGUUGUAAUUCCGAGACCACUGAGUAGGAAUCCCCCAGCUGUGACACCAUACACUCUUGACCUUGGAAUCUUCAUCCACUUGCAGAACUUGCCCCUAACUUUAAAACUUUAAAGUUCCUAGACCACGUGCAUGGAGGCUAGUAGCUAAAGUGACGGGUCAUGUUCUUUCCCUGCAUAAAGCCCCAGGUUCAAUUUCCCUGAAACCCUGGACAGCCAGUCAGAGUAGAUGAUACAGGGCUAAUUGGACAAAUUGUCUGACAGCUUAUUAUGGUGCAAGUUAUUUAUACUACAAUCUGGCAAAUAGUCAUACACGUUUGUGAGUGGCUACUGCAUUCCCUGAAUAAUCUAGAAAUCUGCUCUUGUGGUGAUCCUGUCAAAUAGCCCAUUCUAUGCAACUGGUUUUUUUUUUUGUUUUGUUUUUUGUGGGAUCUCCCUCAAUUUUCUGUUUCUCAGUGACACUUUCCCUGCUCUGAUUCCUGACCUGAGAGUCAUUGUUGAAGCCUGCUAACGCUGGAGAACUCAGUAUUGCUGCGGGUCAGACACUUCCUUUAUCUGACGCAAAAGCAAAGAGAAUAGAGAGCAUUUUGUAGCCUGCUCUCACGCAUGCAGAUUUGCAGCAAGCAUCUCUGCUUGAGAAGCUCAGCCCUUCGCCAUGUCUGCCUUGUUUGUUUUGUGGCUCUGUUUAAGUCCCUCUUUCCCAUGACUCCAGGGACCCGUGACUUAUGAGAUCAGUUCCACACAUUGUGUCUUAAUCUUCAAGCUGCUAUUUCCUUUACAUCGAAGGCAGUUGGAGCCCUUCUAUACACUUUUGAUAAGCAUUUGCACACUUUUCUGGGGAGUUUUGCUUGCUUGUUAUAUUCAAGCCUGCUGAGACAUGAUUGGAUGGUUCUCUCCCAGAGUUGCUUAACGUGCUGUAGUUAUUUUCCCCAAGUUUUCACUUAAAAAAAAAAGAUACAAUAAUAAUUUACAUCACGGUUCUUCAUCUGAAUCGUAGGGUAGGGAUGGGGAAGAAAUUCAUUUCAGUUCAUAUUUAAAGGAGAACGUACUUAAUUUGCACUUUCUGAAACAAUAUGUGAACUGAAGCACACCCAUUCUUUGAAAGGCACGCUUCUCUGAAACUUACAAUGCGGGUUUUCAACCAAUUAAUGUGUGCAAAUUGUAUAUAUUGGGUAAAGGAUGCAUAUAGAGUCAUAUAUUAGUGAAAAUGGCAUUCAAAAAUCCAUUGUGCUCUGGAUAAUUUCCUUCCAAAAAUGUGUCUAUGGGGCAAGAUUACAUAUAAACAUACGCAUAUCAGGAAAAAUUCACACUAAAAUGCUGAUGAAUUCUCAUGAGGACUCUUUUGAAAAUAAAAUAAAGUAAAAUUCAAACUAAUGUGAAAAUGUAGAGAGCAAAAUCUUUUAACUUUCGCUACAAAUGACAGACAGCUAUAGGUGCAUAGAACAAGUUUUUUAGCUUUCUUCAAAGUAUUUCCUUCCUGUAAACUAACACUGCAACAGUAUGUGUCUGAACCUACAUGUGUGUGCAAGGACGCAUAUGCUAAAGAGAAAUUUAAGGUCUUUUGCUGGAAUUACAACAUGCGCUUGUUAUGAAUAACCCUUAACCUUAUGCCCGCAAGAACAUCUCACACCAAAGGAAUAAAGAAAGAUUGGUUUAUUAUACGAAAUAGAAUACAUAAAUGCUACUUCAGAAAGCAAAAUUGCAAUUUAAGCAAGCAGCAACUCCUACAAUACACCCACCCACACCCCUUUAUCUAAGGAGUGAAGUUAUUUACAGAAAUGUGGGUGAGACAGUUUUGCCAGCAGCGCCCACACUAAGGGUAAGAAAUGGAAAGGAAAGAGUAUACCUGUCCUUAAAGUGAAGUGGGCACGUGCUGUUCCUUGAGAGCACAGAGAAAAAGAGAGUUUCUCAUUGGAGCUAGGGAUAGCUAUGAUAGCCAGCUAACUAUUGAAAGUCGGGGGGGGGGGGCGGUUAGCUAAUGCCUCUUAGUAGGGAAGGAAGGGAGGGGCUUUGAGGUGACUCAUUCCUGGCUCUCUUCCCCCCCCCCCGCCCAUUUCUCACCUUGCCCAUCUUGCAGAUUUAAGAGUUUGAAGGAACUCUUAAUUUCCUAGAGAGAAAUGAACCAGACAGGACCUGGCCAUCUUUUUGUGUGCUCUCUGCCUUACCCUUGUCUUGAUGGCCCUCAUUCAGGAGCUUGAAUAGGCUGUGCUUGGCAACUAAAUUUGCAUGUGCUGAUCUUUACAAGGUGUGAUGGCACAUUUUGAGAUGAGGUAUUGGGCUUCUACCAAGGUCAAGCAAGUUUCAUGACGGUGAAUCUCAUGGCAUACAGCGGUACCUCGGGUUACAGACACUUCAGGUUACAGACUCCACUAACCCAGAAAUAGUACCACAGGUUAAGAACUUUGCUUCAGGAUGAGAACAGAAAUCGUGCAGCGGCAGUGGGAGGCACCAUUAGCUAAAGUGGUACCUCAGGUUAAGAACAGUUUCAGGUUAAGAACGGACCUCUGGAACGAAUUAAAUUCUUAACCUGAGGUACCACUGUAUUUAAGUUAUGUCAACCUUUACACUUACACUAUGAUCUACAGAGAUAAACCGUAGAAAUAAGUUCAGAUCCAUACACCUGUUCACAACACAUUCAGCUGAAUCCAGAGAUACUGUACACAAAUCAAGUUGUGUGUCGAGAUUCUCUUCCCUCCUUCUUGCUGAAAGGAAAAGAGUGUGCAUGGCGGCACACGCUGGUCACCUGCGAAGCAAGGGCAGUGGGUAAGGCUGCAAGUGCAUGAAAAUUGGUCGCAGACUGGAUGAAGCUAUUUUACCCAAGCGCAGCAAGGUGUUCAGUGCAGGUGAUUCUGUGUGACUGUCACCUAUAGCUGAACCCGGCCAAUGGCCUAGGCGUUAAUUUCCCAGCCUUUUUCAGGUCAAGCAGUUGCUCUCUUAAAUAUAUCAAACCAGUACUGUUUAAUGUUGAUGGAUGGUAUCAGAUAAAAUUCUGUUCUCUAUCAGACACUUGACCAUUGAAAUAUAUGUUCUCUUUCAGGGCACCACCAGUUACCAGAAAAAAAGAAACCCUCACGAGUUUUAGAAAAAAGAUCUGCAUCGACCACCCAGAAAUCUACUACUAAAGAAGCUGCAGCUUCAACAUCUCUGACAAAGAAGUUUGGAAUAGCUUUUUUAGAGCUGAACCUCAUGCCCCUCUUGUCAGGUAUUUCCCCGCCCUCACACCCCCACCGCCCCACUACUUUGCGGGGGGGGGGGUAAGGUUGCAGGGUGAAGUGGUUUGAUCAGGUUUCCUCAACCUCGGCCCUCCAGAUGUUUUUGGCCUACAACUCCCACGAUACCUAGCUAGCAGGACCAGUGGUCAGGGAUGAUGGGAAUUGUAGUCUCAAAACAUCUGGAGGGCCGAGGUUGAGGAAGCCAGGGUUAGAUGCUAUGUAGUUUGGUAUUGUCAAAUGCUCGAGCAGCUUGUCACAGAGAUGAAUGAGGGGCUGGCUUGUUUUAUUGUGAGAAGCUGCAUUGUAAGUGCUGGGACAAAUACUGGCUCUGCCAAGAGAGUGUGCAAAAUGGACAAAUUCAGAUAGCCAGAAGCAGUACAUCCUGUCUGUAAAGUCAGAACAUAACAUGUAUAUAUCUGUGAGUAGAAAAGGGGAUGGCAUCUUCUUGUGCUGAAAAUCUAGUGAGUUCUGAAAGCUUCUGUGGAUUCGAAGUAGACCAGUCUUGUAAACAAAUCCACAAGCGUUAACUGACUUAUCAGCCCAUCUGUGUACACUUAGGUUAGUAAUUGACCCCCAUAAGGCAAAGGAAGGACAAACUUUCCAAAAUUUAAAAUAGCUGGAGGAGGGGGGAAGUCAAAAGGUGACUGAGGCUUGGGAGGUGGAAAUAUUGCCUCAUGUUGUAGACAAGACUUCCUUAACCUUGAGCCCUCAGAUAUCAUUGGACUACAACUCCCAUCAUAUCUGACGGUUGGCCAGGCUGAGUGGAGAUGGGGGGGGGGAGUGCUCUUUGACAACAUCUGUGGACUCCAAGAUUGGGGAAGGCUGCUGUAGACAAUUGAGUGACACUUUUCCUCAGUUAUCAUCUACCCCUGCCUUUGCGAUACUGCUUAUGAAUGAUGUUGAACAUGUUACUCCUGUCAGUAUUUAAUUAGUGCUGGCAGUUUGCCAAGCUCUGUACAGAAGUGGAAUCCUGCAUGCUCAGAGGCUCCAAAUGAGAAGGUUAAGGCAGAGAGGUACGGCACAGCUGCUGUAUUGGUUAGAAGGGUAACAGGCGUGGGAGAUCUAUGAUCAAAGGAUUCAGAUUGCCACUUCCUAAUGUACAUUUUCCUGUCUGGACUCAGCCAGUAACAGGAAUUGUGGUUUUGUGAAUUGACUGGCCCUCAUAAGGGUUUGUUGUAUUGCAAAUUAAGAAAGACAUUAAAAUUACUGAGAUUUCUCCUUUUGGUUUUUCUUAGUGUUUGCAAACAUAACUCUUCUUGCAAAACAGUCUGGUAACUGUCAAAGUGUCAGGAAAAGGUUUCAUUGUCUAUGGGGUUUUAAAUUUUUAAAUAUAGUUAAAAGGCUGCAGUUCAAGAAUUUUUUUUUCUUUCAGAUCAGUGCAGGUUAAUUUUAGAGCUGCUUCAUACGUCCCCCACUAAACAAAUCUUUGUAUAGAAAAACACACACACAGAGCACAAGGUUUUUUUCUUCUUCCUGCAGCCAGUGUGCAUGCAAUUUAGCUACUGCUGUAUAUUUCCAUGUAGGAAAAAUAUAGCAGCUUACAGGAAAUAACGGCCUCAAUAAGGCUUUAAAAUGUUGCAUGUUGGGUGAUAGGAACAUUCUGCCUGCCUGCUGUGCUGUUGAACGGUUCAGCUAAUACAAUUUGCAGAGAUGUGCACUUUCUUUUUUGACAUCAUUGCUGCCCAAACUACAAAAGCCUGAAAGGUAAAAAGCUCAUGGUGAUUUCACUUCUAUUAGGAAUGCAAGGUACAUAGCGGCAACCCCCUGAGACUGCAUGCUGCUUUGCUGGUUUAGCUGACAGCUUACAUACAAAUUAUCUUUUUGCUGCAUGCUUCCGGACGUUUUGCUUUUAAUUGAAGCUGAGGCUUCAAGGGCAUUGAUGCAUUAAUUGGACGGCACUCUGGCACAUUCAGAGGUCCUCUCAGUUUCUCUUGCGCUUUGUAAUUUUGUUCAGCAAAUCUGCACUACUACUGAUACAGGCUGUUUCCCUUCAGUUCUGUUCAGAUUAGUGCAUACUUGUAACAGAUGUAGUACAAUGAAUGCUAAAAGUAUUCCAUGCCUUGUGGUUGCAAGUGAGGUUUGCAAAGCCUUUGCCUUCUAUUUGUCCUUGGAGGGCUCCCUCUUCCGGCACCCCGUUUUCAUGUGCAAUAUGAAGUUCUGCUGCUGGCUUGUGGGCUCCCCCUGCUGGCCCCUGCAAUGGGGUGAGAGCCUGUUGCUCUGUCCCAGCUCCUGCCAAACUAGCAGUUCGAAAGCAUGCCAGUGCACGUAGAUAAAUAGGUGAUGGGAAGGUAAACGGUGUUUCUGUGCGCUCUGGUUUGUGUCACGGUGUUCUGUUGCGCCAGAAGUGCUUUAGUCCUGCUGGCCACAUGACCUGGAAAGCUGUCUGUGGACAAACGCCGGUUCCCUCGGCCUGAAAGCGAGAUGAGCGCCGCAACCCCAGAGUCACCUUUGAAUGGACUUAACCGUCCAGGGGUCCUUUACCUUCCCUUCCCCCUGCUGGUGAUCUGCAGCACUUCUAAGUCCAAUGACAAUUUCUAAAAAUGACCCUUGAGAAAUAGGAUUCCCUAUUGAGUUCAAGGCCUGUCCCUUCAUUGACUGUGAGGAGAUGGCUGAAAAUAUGUGACGGGCAAUGAGUGUGAGAGAGAAAGAGAGACCGAUGCUAAUGGACAGUUGGGUUCUUUUUAAGCCAGUAGCUGACAUAACGGAGAGAAGAAUUAGGGACUAACUUUGGAGAGGUAAAAAUAAGCAAGCUGGAGCAGGGGAAUGGAAGACAAAAUUACAAACUGCAGAUGAGUAAGAAAUGCUGCAGUCAGAAGGUUAAGAGCAACGGGGCAGGGGGGAAGAUCACGCGUAUAAAAUGGAAGCAAUUUAGUUUUAUGUGUCAUUUUCCCCUAAGUAGUUUGUUUUUAUCAUAUACUAACACAACCACCACCAUUAUUAAAAUUACUGCCCGCCCUUCACCAGCAGGUGUCAAAGCAGGUUACAUCAAUUUAAAAUUCAGUAUUAAAAGUGUUGGCAGCAGGAGAGCUGGAAAGGAGGUAGUAAUGGGGGAGAGUGGGGAGAGAUGCUCUUUGAUGCUGCUUGUUGAUUUCACAUGUUGUUCCGUUGCAGGACUGCAAUGAUUGGAAGCAUUUUUAGAGAGUUGGGCACACAUGAGCAAUAAAGGGAGGGAGCAGGUCUAGUCUAGGCCAAGGAAACCUAUAAAAAAAAGACCAUGGGUCCCAAGCAUGGUCAUACGUGGUGGUCGUAUUCCUACAUAGGAAGUUGCCUUAUAUUGAGACAGGAGGACCAUGAGUCCAUCAUUUUUGCAUGGUCUACACUGACUGGCAGUAGCUCUCUAGCCUGGAGAAGCAGGGGAUUGAAGCAAGGAUCUCCUGCAUGCUCAGGAAAUGCUCUCUCACUGAGCUGUGGCCCUUCCCCAAAGGAGCUCCCUGCUUCCUUUGCAAUUGUGACAGGGGUUGGCUAGAAAAGAACGCACUGCUAGGUUGCCCUAGUCUUUGCUCCUUUCUCUGCAGGUUCUUGCAUUUGUUAAAGUGGCACAAAUGACCAAAUGAUGUGGUGUGGUUUCUCCAGAGAAUAAGCCUUAAAAAGGUAAAGGACCCCUGGAUGGUUAAGUCCAGUCAAAGGUGACUAUGGGGUGCGGUGCUCAUCUUGCUUUCAGGCCAAGGGGAGCCAGUGUUUGUCCACAAACAGCUUUCUGGGUCAUGUGGCCAACAUGAUUAAACCGCUUCUGCCGCAACGGAAGCCAGAGCACACGGAGACGUCAUUUACCUUCCUGCCACAGGUAUCUAUUUAUCUACUUGCACUGGUGUGCUUUCGAACUGCUAGGUUGGCAGAAGCUGGGACAGAGCAACGGGAGCUCACUCUAUUGCAGGAAUUUGAACUGCUGACCUUCUGAUUAGCCAGCCCAAGAGGCUCAGUUGUUUAAUAAGCCUAUCAAGCAAUGACAUAGAACAUAUUGCUUCUUUAGUACUGCUGCUAUAAUGAUUAUAUAAAUAAUGUAAUUCCAUUUCCAGGACAACGCUGUGUGGUCAGUCAGCUAGGAGAGAAAUCCCCUAAACUUUGGGACGCAUACCUUAGCUUUUCUGUUGAAGGGACUCUGAUGAGUGAGAAACAGAAACAUGAAUUAAAUCCGCUGAUUAUUAAGAUUAACUCCGCAAGGUGCUUACCGGACACCCCCGUUCCAAUUAAAGUGCUACAGGUAAAUCAGAGCAUUCUUCUCAAGUAACUACAUGUGACAUUCUGGGGGAAACAGAAUUGAAUUCUGAAAAGCUCCUGCUUCUUACAUUUGUAAUUUCCCCAUUUCUUAUUUGCAAAACAGUUAUAAUCUAAAGACGACCUGAAGUGAACUUGUGGCCAUAUUGGAUCGCUGCAUUUAUGUAACAAGUGGUGAUGGAAAAUCUAGCACAUUUAAGUUCCCCCAUCCAGAACUCUUGUUUGCACUUUUUAUAUGCACAUGGAAUCAUUGAGGGAGCAUGUUUGCCCACUCGCCUCAAGGCAGGCCCUUCCCUGAGUAUGCAAGUGCAGGCAGUGGACUGGGGAAACAGAAGAGUGAGGGCAGCCACUCUUACCUUGAAUGAAUGAAUCUUUAUUUGCAUCAGCCAUCGGCCAUAGCAACAAAACAACAAUAGGAUAGACAAAGAAUAGAAAUGAAAAGUCAAUUGUAUAAAACACAUUAUAGGGUUUUGGAUCAAUAGUCAAAUAGUGGAAUAUUAUUCUCAUUGCCCCAGCUAAAAACCUUGCAUGCGGAUAUAAAUAAAGCAUAAAAUGGCCCCAAAAUAGGCUCAGCACAUUAAGUUAAAAAGGUAAUAAAAAUUAAACAGGUCCGGGACUAGGGCACACUACCCUGUCAGAGUAGCCCUGAGUUUCAGAGCCUGCACUGUGAAGAUUGCCACCCCACGUGAAAUUUGGGGAUUUGCGUCCACAAGAAGUGCUUUCAAACAGUCUUCCUUAGAUGAAAUGGAGGACGGGAUCAAGAGGAGGAGCUUAGGUCUUAUUGGGUCAUAAAUAGGGCAGUAGAAAAAGAAAUGUAUGAAGUCCUCUACUUCAUUCAUUGUGCAUGGACAUAGACGCUGAGUAAUAGGGGUCUUAGAGUAGGUCCCCUGCAGGAAGGCCGUGGGUAUAGAAUGAAAGCGGGCCAUUGUAAACGCUCUUCUCAAAUUGGGCUCCGUCAGGUCUAUCAAGUAGUUGGCAAGUGAUCUUACCACUUUCACUUUAGGGAGCCACAUGGAGAGGCGAGCUGAGGUGGACUGUGCCCGGUCCAUGGCCUCAUCUCUUGUAAGAAUCCAGGCCCGGAUUUUAUGUUGGUCCCAAGAUGACAACGUGUCGAAAUCUGGGAGGGAGUAGCGUACAGUAAUAGUCUCCAUGGCCUUGGACCAUUAGUUGGAGUGAGAACAAGUUAAAAAGGCUUGCCUGGCUAGUAGGGAACCUGGGGCAUUGAUUAAUUUGCAAUAAAAACUAAUAAUUCUAAUGUGGGCUCUCGCAACAAUGGAGGGAGGCCCAGUUCUGUUCUUAACUGUGCAGCAACCGAGCCCUUGGGGAGACCCAGUAUCUUUCGUGCAAAAGAGUUUUGUAGAAUCUCCAGCCGUUGUAGUGUUUUUAAAUUCCACCCCCAGAUUUCAACCCCAUACAGUAACAUCGGGAGGACUUUGCUGAUAAAUGCUUUUCUGAUUGGUGGAACCAACUGGCCGCCUUUUGCAUAGAAGAAUUUCUCCAAGGCUUUGAUGGUUCUACGGGCAGCCAGGAUGGUCAUAUUUAGGUGAGCUGACCAGCUAAGCCCAUGCUGAAAAGUGAUUCCCAAAUACUUGAAUGCUGAGCAAUAUUCAAUAGAGUGGCCCUCAAAAUUCCAGAAUGACUUCCGAGUUUUCGUGCCAAAAGUAAGAAUUUUGGUUUUGGCGAAAUUGAUUUUGAGGGAAUUGGUAUCACAAUAUGUCAUGAGCCCUCUGAGCAUGUUGUUUAAGCCCUGCUUGGUUAAAGACAGUAUCACCAUGUCGUCCGCAUAGAGUAAUAUGGGGAUCUUAAGCUGUUGUAAAGAGGGGCAGAUUGAUUUAGGGCCUGCAUAGUUGUAACGAUGUCGUUGAUAUAGAAAUUGAAUAGAAAAGGGGCCAAGAGGCAGCCCUGUUUGACCCCUUUAUUCAGAGAGAAAGAAUCAGAAAGAGCUCCCAGAGGGCCGAAUUUUACUCUAGCCGAUAUGUCAUUAUGAAUUUCCAUGAGAAGGAGGAGGAGUCUCUUAUCUAUGUUGGUGGAACUAAGCUUCACUCUUACCUUUUUGCUGCCACUGCCACUGACCACCAGGUUGUUGCUGCUGCUUGCAGAUUGCCUAUCCCUGACACCAGUCUGCCUUGGACUAUGCUACAUGGCUGGGACAGCCCUACCACUAGGCAGAAUGAGGUGGGUGCCUCAGGCAGAACUUAGUUGGGCAACAUGAAAAGACAGCAAAUUGAUAAUUUGUUAUUGUGUUUUUAGUGCCAGGGAAGAGAAGAGAUGCUUGUGGGAUUUUCCUGCCCUGAGUACCAAAAUAGUUUUCAUCAGCCUUGGGUACCCAUGAUAGGGUGGGGUGGGUCAUUUGCUGCUUGGCCUUGGCAAUGGCGUAGCACGGGGGUGCCGGGGGCCGUGAACCAGGCGCCUCCAGGAUGGCCUGGCCUGCUGCUUCUCUCCACCCGCCAAUGGCUGUGCCAGCCAACUCCCCCCUGUGUGGGUGGGCAGGCAGCUUAGUGCAACCCCACUUUGCUUUGGUGGGGUUGCUUCAUCGUUGUCGGUGGUGAGGGCUGAGGUGGCGCCCCCUAUCUGCCCCUGCCUGCCCUGGGCACUGGCAAUUGAUGCUAUGCUGCUGUGUCUUGGGCAGCAAAAUGUACUGGGCUAGCCUAAACCGACCUCAAUCAAAGGUGCAUUUUUAUUUCAUACUUGAUUAAUUUUACUGAAAGAAGGUGUAUAUAUAUUUUCUGAGAGAUAAAGGAGACCGAAACAGCCCCCUCCAACCUUCCUUGUCUGCUCUUUCUUUUCGAUAGCUUUCAUGCCUUCCUAUUUACUGCAAGUACAAAUUCCAUAAUAUGGAGCCACAUCGAACGCAAGACCGGGAUCAUGGCUCUCAUGUCUUCUUUAAAGAUACCAACGUGAUUCUUGCAGGAACAAUAAGACGUGAUGAACUGAAUGAGUAUCUAAGAGGACCACCCUUGGAAAUCGAGGUUCACGAUCGGGACAAAAAAUGGCAGGAUGUCGAUGUAAAGCCUUCCUUGUUUGGAGAGGAGCCAGGAGACCGCAGGCUCAGCCAUUUGAGCUCGGUCACUUCGAAAUACGUGGCCCAGAAUCCCAUGAAAGGCAUGGAGGAAGUGUGGCACCCAUAUGGGGUAGCCAAAAUCCGCUUGGCUGAACUACUGCUAGGUGAAAAGGCCUUGAACUUUUGUGCGCCAAUUCACAACUGCUCCGUUCAGGAUACGAGUGCCACUCGGAAGGCUAAGGCUGCCGACGGCUCUCCGGUGGCCCAGAUGCCAGUGGGCCAUUAUGUGUGCUCAGGGGCCUUUCUUAAAGUCAGAGUUGAAAUAGCUGUACCGUUAACUCCCGAAGAUGAAGCAGAGGACACUAAAGAUGAUUAUUGCCCCUAUGGCUGCAUCAUCUAUGUUUUCGACUUUAAAAACACUUCUCUCAUAGGCUACUUGCUGCAGGAGAUUACAAAAAUCAACGCAGAGGCUCUAGAACUGGAUUCGUACCCUCUGCGCAUCAUUCAUAAAUCUCUUAAUGCGUUAAAACUGAAUAACAGGAUGACUUACGAGGAGAUUUCUCAGCUGGACGUUCUUACUGGGUUUCAUAUUCUGGACGGAUCCAUUCACCUUCUUAUCGUGGAAGGCUUAAAGAACAAAGCCCUUAAGAGGUUAUGGAAUAAGCGAAUAGACAGGUAACCAGAAGCGUUUUGCAAUUAAAGCCUAUUUUCCUCUGCUGUGAUCUUUUUAUAAAGGUGAUUUGUCAGACUCAACCUCAUAUUUUUAAUAACUGUUUUGUAUAUAGAGAAGCAUUUGUUUGUUUGCUUCUUCUUUCUUACAAUGUGCUUCUGGUCUGCCCUGAUCAGAGUAGUUCAUGUAGGGAUAGAAGACAGGACUUUCAGGAUCUGUUCAAGGAUGCUUUCAAAAUUAGAAAGUUAGCCCAAAAUUUCAGCGCCAGGAUUUUGGGGUACUUUGGUUGUUUCACUGUGUUUUAAUAAAAAUGCACCAGUAAAAUUAUGAAAAUAAUGGGACUAGUCUAAUGCAGCACUUGGUUUUCCUCGUUCCCAUUUUGCCCAUUAGAAGUUUGCUAGUGCAGUGCUGUCUUGGCACUGAAGAGGCGCACACCUUAUGUCUGGUGCUGAGCUGCAGUUCCUGCUUCCUAGGGAGAAAGUAGAUUAGAUGGUAAUUUAUGCAGUUAGCAGUUGCUGUGGAUAUCUUUUUAAAGUAAAUAGCAGGUGGUGCGUGUGUUUGUAGGAAGGCAUUAACUCUUUCCCCUCAUGGCAGAGUUCCUGCAUGCCUCCUAUUUUGCACUGAAAGAAUUCCCUUUCAUACUAAUGGAAUGAAUCUUUCUUUCUUUCUUUCUUUCUUUCUUUCUAAAAAUGAAAAAAUCUGCCACCGUUCAUUUAAAAUAAAUUCAAAGGUGGCUUGCCACAAUAAUAUAAAAGAAUCUGAUAAAAACAACAUUAAAAGCAAAAAUGCAUAACAAUUGCCACAACCCGAGUUUCAAUGGCUAGGAAAUGCUGGGUGAACAGGAACGUUUUCAGCAAGCACUGCAGUGCCACUGCAGAAAAGAGCGUCCUCCAGGUUGCUGCAAGAUGGACUUCAACAGGUUGCAGCAACCUGGGGUAUAUGUUUGAUGUAAAUUGCAGGUGUCGGGGACUUGAUGGGGCCUGGGACCACACUGCGGGGCAAAUAAUUAACUCCCCUCAGCCGCCAGAGGGAUUCUGAUCUGCACCAGGUCUUUCUCCUUACUUUUAAAAUGCCAGCCAUGCAGUUUCUAAUGGUACCUCAUCUAGUUUGGCCCUUAAGGGCUUUACGGCCAGUUGAGCUGUUUGUAAUCAAACUGUUUCCUUUAAUGUUAAUUUUGUUUUAUAACUGUAUUUACAGUAAUGCACUGGUUUAUUUCUCUUUCACUUCCAACAAUCUUUCCUAAAUCAAAUAAUCGGUGUUCGCAGACAAUACUAAGAAGUUGUGGAGCACUUUUAAUUUCAUUCUUCCUUGCAAGCGUCAUAAUGUACAAAUGUUAACACGUUACAGUGCCAGUCACUUUUAAAGAAGUUGCUUGACGGAAUGCAAGAUGGAGGAAAAGAAUUUAGAAGGCCGAGGCUGUGUGAAAGUCAUUUUAUUCACUUGGAGGCAGAAUGAGAACAGGUUUCAUUAUCAGGCUCAUAUGUUAAUUCAGGGGUCAGCAAACUUUUUCAACAGAGGGCCGGUCCACUGUCCCUCAGACCUUGUGGGGGUCCGGACUAUUUUUUCGGGGGGCGGGGAGAUAAACCAAUUCCUAUGCCCCACAAAUAAGCCAGAGAUGCAUUUUAAAUAAAAGCACACAUUCUGCUCGUGUAAAAACACGCUGAUUCCUGGACCAUCCACGGGCCAGAUGUAGAAGACGAUUGGGCCGGAUCCAGACCCCGGGCCAUUGUUUGCCUACGCAUGUGUUAAUUUAUGCUUGUUGCUUCAGGCUGGUUUUGGAGUUUUUCAGAGCACUAGAAGCUGCAUCCUAGAAAAUCCCCAGAAAUACAGGUGGGAGUGCUAAGGGUGCCUUUUGGAUUAGUAGCACAUUACCCCUUCUCCAAACAUUUUCCCAUCCUUUGUCUGUGGACAGAUGAGUGCCUUUCCACAUAUAGGAACAUAGGAAGCUGCCUGAUACUGAAUCAAGCCAUUGGUCCUUCGACCUCAGUAUCGCCCUCCCUGGCUUGCAGUGACUUUCCAGACUUUCAGACAGGGGACGCUCCCAACCCAACCUGGAGAUGCCAGAUAUUGUAUACCUCACUAGCUGUUUUUCAGAAAGGUCUAGGUCUUAGAGAAGUGUGCACUGACAGAAUAAAUCGAAGCCCUUUUGUAGUCUGGUGUCGUCAGUCUCACAUCUCCUUUGAAACUCAUGGGACUAUGGAUGCUGCUGCAAAUUAGGAAAGAGGGAAAUAGAGCAAACAGGUUCCCUACCCCAUGAGAUUUCUAUACAGCACAGGACUAGCGCUACCAAAACAGCGAAGCUGGAGUCACUCACGUUUUUCCAGAAGUCAUCUGUGUUUAUGCCAAGCAUAACCAGAAUUGAAUAAGAAAAUGUUUAGGACUGCCUUUUGACAUGGAGCUCUUAAAUAUGCUUGGUAGUGCAAUCCUACAGAGAUGGGAGUUCCAUUGAGUUCAGUGAGACUUACUCCAAAUGAGUCUACUAUAGGUUUGCAACGAAGUACUAUUAAAAUUAACAUAUAGGAAAGAUAGGAAUUAAGAUCAUUGUGAGACUGGUUAAUUUGACCCUACUGGUGAUAUGGAAGGGUCAACUUUCCAGGACUGGGAUAUGUUAUUGGAGUAGUAUUCAUGAAUUAAAAAACAAACAAACAACUUUUGCUUGACUCAAGAUGUGCUUGAUUCAAGUUAGCACUUUUAAGGUUUUGUUUUGUUUUUUAAAUACAAGUUCUCAUAAACACCGUCUUAGACAUUCAUUUUAUCUCUCCCAUAGGAGGAAAUGCCUCCUUUAAAAUGAUUCCUCUUGCAAUGCAUGUAUGUAUCUAAAAACAAUGCAAGCUUUCUUGCAUUAGUUGCUCUUGAUAUGAUGAUACCUGCUUCUCUUCUUUAUCAUACAGGGUUUUAAUCUGAGCUUUAUAAUACUUAAAAAUAAAAAACCCUUGACUAAGAAAGGGGAAAGGUGCUAUGAAAUGUCAGGAAACACAAGAUUAUGACGUAUUUGGUCAAUGCUGUUCUAUUUCUUCUCUCUUACAGGUUGCGUGAAUCUAAAAUUGGACGAUUACAAAUAUUCUAUAACUCACACUUCUCUUUUCAUCAGCGCCUGUAUGUAGACCUUGAAGCCAUCCUUCUUCAUAUCCGUCUCUGCAAGCCACUCUCUAAUAUCGUGAAUCAGCCUUUGUUAUAUAUCAGGGACAUGGUUCCCCUUCCGUGUUUUGAAGCUCUGAUCAGGUUAGAUUGUUCUUGGAUUUCUGACUUACUGUUCUGUACAUAUUUAGAGUUCGGUGUAUAUACUUUUGUUGGUUGUGGAGGAGAGGAGGAACCUCCACUAGACCUUUUGGAGAGAAUUUUCAUAGCACUUUUGAUUAUCCUUUCCUAUGUCAUCUCAGCUGAAGAGAAGGUAACAUGUAGAGGGGAGGGGGUGAAAUCAUUCUGAUUCUCCACAGUCUCAUCACACUACACUACCUUAAUAAUUGGAUUCGGCUCAGUUUUGAGAUCCUUUCCUCUGGCAAUGUGCUUCAUCAUUUCUUUCAGGGUAUGUUCAGGAAGUCAUCUGAAUAUGCAAAUGGGGGAAGAGCAGAUGUACAGGGCCUGCCCCCAAUGUCGUUGUGCCCGUAGCAGAUACCCAAAUCCCCAAGCUUCCCUGUGUUGCCUGGGGAAGGUCUGCAGGGGGCUUCUACUUCCAUUCAUUCCCUUGAACUACUUCACGUAAUCAGGGCUCCUGCUGUAUUGGGGUCCCUGAUCACAUGCUGAGUGUAAGGAAAUCGAGAAAGAUUUCUCCAAAUUGGGUGAAUGGUCCUUAAAAUGGCAUAUGUGCUUCAGUGUAAACAGCUGUAAAGCAAUGCACAAGUUCACUUACAUCUUAAUAGGACCUGAACUGGCCGUGACUGACUAGGAAAGGAUUCUUGAGUUCAUGAUGGAUGUUGACCCAUUGUUGACCCGUAUUAGGGAUCAUGAGGAAAGGGAUUGAGGGGGGAAAACCUUCCAAUAACAUGGGGCCAUUAUACAAGUCUGUGGUGCAACUAUGCUUGGAAUACUGUGUGUUGUUUUUAAAUUAUUUAAAUUAUUUAAAUUAUUUGUUUAUUUAUAUUAUUCCAUUGUGAGAUCUGCCCAUUUAUUCUUACUCUCUGCUUCUUGUUGUUUAGAUGAUUACUGAUCCAUAAGAGGACCUCCUACUUCAUGUCUUCUAAGCAUACUCAUGAAUGUUGUUUUUUGGGUGGGUGGGUGGGUGUUACUGUGUUGUGAUUUUUAUUUUUAUUAUGCAUUUUGUAUCUUGAAUUUAUUCUGUGAACCUCCCUAAGACCCCUGGGGAUAGGGUGGUAUAUAAAUUCAACAAAUCAUCAUCAUCAUCUUUGGUGAGGGAGUCUAUCAAAAGCUUUUUGAAAGCCAAGUACACAGUGUCUGCUGGGUCACCCUUAUCCACAUGCUUGUGUUCUCUCUCUCUCUCUCUCUCUCUCUCUCUCUCUCUCUCUUUGCCUUGUUCUUCAGGCUUGAUUCUAUCUGCCGCAGUAUGAGGUUAAGAGAUGUGGUCCAUCACGAUCUCUUGCCAUCUGCAGAAAUGAUCACAGUGUUGAGCCAAGAGUUUGGGAUCCCAUUGAAAAGGGAUGACUUGUUCAUCCAGCAACACCCAGAGAUCUCAGGGAUGUUUGAUAUUCCACCAAAGUAUUCGUAUGUGAGAAAAUAUAGGCGUUUCCCUCUAGAUAACCACAACGAAGAGUACCUACUUAGAAAAAGGGAAAUGGAGAGUCAGACACCAGAAGACUUUAUCCAGGUGUGUGCGCUGCAGCAAUGAAAGGUUGCCUUAAGACAGGAAAGGGGAAACAGUAGCCCUCCACAUGCUGUCGGACUACAGCUCUCAUCAGUCCUAGCCAGCAUGGCCAAGGAUGAUGGGAGUUGUAGUCCAGCAAUAUCUGGACUGCUACAGAUUGCCUAUUCCUAUCUAAAGAGAUUGUUCAGAUAAUGUCUAUGUCUCACAAAGUGCCUUCUUUAUGGAGUUGUGAUAUUAUAGCAUGCACAUGAGGGGUUUUUAGUUUGAAAGUGAGAAAAUGCUCAAAUUCCCCACCCUGCCACAUUUAUUUUUGGUGCAAGCUCCUGAUGCUUCUCACAGUUUGCCCAUGUGAAGAGGUUUUCUGUCGUCCUGUGAUUCACAUAUACACAUAUCAGGGAUGGGGAAUCUUCAGCCAUCCAUUUUUUGUUGGGCUCCCAACUUCCAUCAGCCCCAGCCAGCAUAGUCAGUGGUCACGGACAAUGGGACAGCCAGCAGGUUCCCCAUCCCUGCAUUGUUCCCUGUCAGAAAUCAUAAGCUGGUUAAAGUCCCUGUGAAUCGAGUGGGACUCUCACCUUAGGAACAGCAGCCCAGGUCACAGGCAUAGAGGAUUUAUUUAUUUAGCAAAUUUAACAGGAAAAAAGAACAAAAUGGAUACAAGGAUCUCCCACCCCCCAGAAAGGAGAAGUUGUUAUUUGGACUUGUGUGAGCCCUAUGAUAGUAGGCCUGAGGGUUCAUUAAAAAGCCAGCUCAUCAGGGGAAGGAGCCCUUGGUGGAUUCUGACACCUUUAGGGCAGCAAAGACUAAGCAAGCAGCUGGGUUUUAGAGCCUCUGUGAAAGAUGCGCAGGUGAUGGUCUUUAUGUUUUCUUAAAGUUCCAAGUAUUUACUUCUAAAAUAUGAACGUUAUUACAGUGAAUAAAUUAGCUUGGUUGAUAGUGGAAAAUAGGAAGCUGGAUGUCUUCAAAGAAAAGUGGUUGGCAGCUGGCGGUCUGCAAGGUGAGCUCUCCUCCCCCAAGGGAAGGAAGACAGCUAGAGCUCCAACUCCAUUUACAUCUUUGCCUUCAGUUAUGUGCUGCCUGGUGACUGUUUAGAGCAGCCUUUCUCAACCUUGGGUCCCCAGCUGUUGCUGGACUACAACUCCCAUCAUCCUUAGCUAGCAGGACCAGUGGUCAGGGGUGAUGGAAUCCAUGGUUGAGAAAGGCUGGUUUAGAAGAUCUGACAGUGGGCUGAGUUGGAAGACUUGGCUACAUCUUACUGAUUUGACUUACCUGCCGGUCCAGCUACCGACUAUUUCCAUGGCAGAAGUCCUGUGUCUGUUUUCAAAAGUACAUUUCUUUUUGUCUAACAAGACCAGAAUAAUUACAUGUGUUAACUUUUCUUCCAGUCUAAUAUUGAGAAUAUACAUCUGCUCAGCAAGAUGGUGAAAAAGGAAGGCAGCAAAAUCAUCAGGGCUUUCCCUUCUGAUGGCAAGUCCAUCUUUAAUUACAGUUGUCAGACGUUAAAUUCUGCAGAAAUUGCAAAGAAGCUGCUUCGUCAAGAGAUGGCAGAGGUGAGAUUAGUACAUCCCAGUUUGGAUUUCUGCUAGAGUAAAAGAUUGAUCUAAUGAUUUCUGGUAUGUCUAGUAAAAUUUUGGAAUUUUAUUUUUAUCUAGGAAUUUUGUGAAGAUUUGGGAGUCCAGUGGUUCAGAUUCAUUGGGGUUUUUUUGUUUUGUUUUUGUGUGUGUGUAUAUUAAAAAAUCCUCCAGAAUUUCACCUUUUUGCAUUUUAAGGGAGUGCAUCCCUCAUGUCUUACUUGGAGGAUCGGAUUUUUGUCGUUGAAUUCAUAAUAAUAUUGCUUUAUCUUCUGAAGUGAAUUUAAGUAUCUAUGGGAUUUCUAGACCUCCAAGUUUCUUAAGUGUUUUCUGUACACUCUAAAUCCAACCCAGUUAUCAUUGCUGUGUUAGGAACACGUACAGAAUUUUGUUGUAAAGUUCAGGCUUUGCUCUUUUUAGCAAAACUUGUUUCUCUGUGGAGAAACAUAGAGGAUGAGAGUUCUUUCUGAGGGAAACAUUUGUCUUUCUUUCUUAGAAUCCAGGCAACAGGUUUGCUUACAAUCAUGAAUAUCUGUCAGCCAUGUUUGACCCAGUAGAUGAAGACAGUGAACUAAAGGAGUCCAUGCACCAAUCGGAGAUGAUGUGGCUCUCACCAGGAGGGUUUGUGUAUCCUGGAUAUAAGAGCAGCAUGGAAUCCAACCGGCAUCCUCGUAAGCCUGACGAAGCACGAGUGAGGGAACUGCGUGAGGUAAUGGCGCAUUUUAAAUUCCUGCCACAUCUGUAAUCUACAGUGUGGCAUUUUAUCUUCACAACAACCCUGUGAGGAGGAUUUAAGAGACAGGGUCUUCUUGCAGGCCAUCCAGUGAGUUUUAUGGCAAAUGCAAAUUUGAUGCUCGUCCCUCUGAUCAAGGCCCAGUAUUCACUCUCCACUACCAUACAUCUUAUUAUUAUCAGGGUCUCUUCCAGCUCUACCAUCCUAUGAUUCUGUGAUCAUUUAGGCACAAGGCAGACAACAUUCUGUGUUUCCUUGAACAGUGUAAACUUACUGCUUUUAUUCUCCCAAGUAUAUGCUGUGUUUUAAACAGUACUGCUGUGUUUAUUGGUAGAUUUACAGCACAACCCUGUGCAUGUUUACUUUAAAGCUGUGUUUAAUGGGGUUUACGUCCAGAUAAGUAUGUGCAGAAUUGUACCCUUUUUGGUGCAGUCCUGUGGUCCUGGGAGGUUGUCCAAGGGACUAUAGCAUUUUGUAGAUUCUCCCUCUCCACAGGCAGAGAGAGUGAGCUCGAGAGAGGUCUGCCCCUGGAAUCUUAUCCAGCCACAAUAAAAAGGUCGGCUGCCAUCACUUCUUUACAAUUAGUCUCUACUGGCAGAGAGGGCAAAAGUUGGGGUAAACAGUAGGUAGGCUGUGUACCAGAGGUAAAGGGGAGACCCAGCUUUGGAUCUGCUGAAUCCAUAUCCCUCCUGUACCUUCAACACUCUCCCAGAACGGAAGGAGAUAACCAGCAGAAGAAUAAACACUACAGACCACUAAAGAAGAAACAGAGAGCCAAAGACUAAAAGAUGCUGGCAAAAGGGAAAACACUUACAGGGCUCUGGAUUUGCCAUAGUGCUCCUGCCCAGAUCCAGUAGAAUUGCUCUGCCCAUUUUUAUUCUAAGCUGGUUUGAAGACUUUUAUAUAGUGGAAAGGCGGGUUAGAAAACAGCUUUGGUUGUUUGGUUGUGAAAAGAAACUGCACAUGCAUUUCUGCAUCCUGCUGGUAGCUUGUCAGAAGAUCCCAUGAGUAUAUUCGUGAAAUUAAGAUUUUUUUUGCCUAGUCAUGCAUCUUCUAAACUUAGGUCGAGUAAUUAAAAUUUGUCCUUGCUGAUUAAUCAGCUAAAGCCUGUAUUCAGUGGUGUUAUCUACCACUAAAACUGACUGGGAUCCACCGUUAAAACUGUAUUUUUUAAUUCUUAAGAUUUUAAACUGCAUUUUACAUUAUUGUAACCCUUGGACCGAAAGGUGGGUAAUAAAUUUAAAAAACAACAGCAGCUGUGAUAAUCAAAUAUGUGGGUUUUUGGUGUGUGUUUUUAAAAGACACCAUUUGCUUUGACUAGCUGUCACCCAUGCUAUUUUGCAAACUGCUUUGGAAAGUCCCCUCAGGUUCAAAAGACAUUUGCCAUCUGGCAUGGGGACCUGCUGUUUGAGAAACAAGAUCAAGUGGACCCUAAGAACUAACAGAUCACAGGCUGUCUUGAGGUGUUAUCUCAACAUACAAAAUAUUAGUAUCUGUGUGCUGGCUUUCUUCUUUUUCAUCGUAAGGAAAUUGCUUAAUGGAAGCUACGUUUGUCCUCCAUCAAUAUGGUAUAUUUGACAUAUUCAUAUAUUGCUGUGUGAUUUGAAGUUUAUACUGUCCUGGAAGUUUCAGGAAGACCGCUUUUGUGCUAAAAGAUUUGCAAUGUUCAUUUAGACAUGGCAGGAGCACUUGAAAGCCAGUGACAUGACGACAAUUCCGGACCGGGACAGAUGGCCUUGGGACAAGAGACAUGCAGAUUUUGAGCUUUACAAAAAGAACCCUCCAUGUGCCCAUGUGCUUCUUGAUACUCAGAGAGAAGGUAUAUACUAGUUUCAAUACCUUUCCUUGGAGCGGCUUUAGCUCCUUUAAGAAGUGGUGCAUCUCUGCAAGUACACAUUCAGUAUAUGGAAAUACUGUCCAGGUUUGAAAGAGCUACUUUGGCGUGCAGUCAGUUGCUUUUACAUCUUAUCCAGCAUCUAAAGAAGUGUGUGUUAACACAAGGCACAUGUUUGAGAUAAGAGUGUUGAUGCAAAAAGUUACGGAAGGUCCCAGCCAUUGUAUGUCAGGAAAUCCAGGUUCCCUUUACAUAAUUGAGAGCAGUGGUGCAGGAGCUACUUUUCCAGGAGGUCAUCCUACAGCAGCUGUUAUGUGUAAAAAUAGCAAUUUUGUGGGAAUGGCCUGCAGAGAUUACCGCACCCCACAACUGCAAGCUUUCAAAUGCUACAGCAGCUCCCAGAGAAGGCUGUAAUGCACGACAAUCUUUGUUGUUGUUGAAUGUGUUGUGAUGGAGGUGGGGAAAUGUCAUCAAUGACUUAAGCAACAGGUUUUUCUCCUAGAGAGGCUGGCUAACCUUUUUAAUGAACUUGCAAAGGCUGUAUUUUCUGUGGUUGCACAGGCAGAGAGGGAGGGAAAUGGUUGCAACAACCCUACAGUGAAAAGGACUGCAACCUGUAAUAUGUAAACCAAGCUUCUUACUGUUAGGACUUCCUGGAGUGUAUUUGUCUGAACAAAUGGAAUUGAUGAUUUUGGCAGUAAGCCUUUGAGCUAGUGAAAAUUUAGGAGAGCCCCCAAAAAUUACAGACAGCGGUACUGAAACGAGUAGAAAAAGACUUCUGUAGUAAGUUUUAGUUUUAAAUCUCACAGUAGGGAAGACUUCUAUUAUGACAUUACGAUUCGUAAGUAGUUUCCAUGCAUUUUGUAUCUCACUGCAGUUGGGAUGGACCUCUUUUUUUGACCCUGCCGCUAACCAAAUCGUUCCAAAACAAAUUACAUCCAAUUGAUUCCAAGUUCUUUUUAAGGAUUUGUUGUUGUUUUUAAUCAGUGGGACGUGGGUGCGCUGUGGGUUAAACCACAGAGCCUAGGACUUGCCGAUCAGAAGGUCGGCGGUUCAAAUCCCUUUGCUUGGUCCCAGCUCCUGCCCACCUAGCAGUUCGAAAGCACGUCAAAAUGCAAGUAGAUAAAUAGGCACCGCUCCAGCGGGAAGGUAAACUGCGUUUCCAUGCACUGCUCUGGUUUGCCAGAAGUGGCUUAGUCAUGCUGGCCACAUGACCCGGAAGCUGUACACUGGCUCCCUUGGCCAAUAAAGCGAGAUGAGCGCCGCAACCCCAGAGUCGGUCACGACUGGACCUAAUGGUCAGGGGUCCCUUUACCUUUAACGUUUUUAAAUCACGGAGACUCUAUUGCUAUAAUCCACAAGCAGCCAGAGCCUUCGCUUUUGCAGAGAUAAAAUAUGAAUCCAAGUGCCCAGACCUCAAUCUCACCUUUCUUCUCCGCUCCUUUCGGAGUGAUCUGGAAGACAAGAGAGAUCACUAAUGGCACAGCCAGAUCCCCCUGCACCUGAAAUUAACACUUUCAGGUUUUUUGAGGUCCACAGCACCUUUGUGUGACCUUGUUUUCUCUACAAAGCUCGGGCUUAACCCAUGCUCCUUUGUGGUCCAUGGCAGAGCGGAAGUCCCUAAACAUGUAAUCUAAAGAAUCUCCGCUUAUGAUUUGGAGAUACAUUACCAGAACGGAUGAGGCAAAAGUCGUUAACAGCUAGUAAUUAGAAGUGGGUUAAGGAUCUAAAUCUGUCAUAAUAUAGUUCUUUUUUAACAUUUUUCAACUGACAUGUUUCUGAACAAAAGAGCCUCCAAAAGAGAUACGAUGCAACACUGGACUGAAAGUUCAUCGAUGCUGCCCAUCAACAGAGCUCACUGCAAGUGGACCCAAAGCCAGCUGCCAGCUAGCCCGGCUCCAGGGACUUCUGAAAGAUGCACCAGCCAAGCUGUCCCUAAGAAUGCUGGUAACAUUGACUUUUUAGAAAUCCUAAACCCGGUAGUCCUAAAGGGGUCAGCUUUUCUACCAAAGUCAUGGGGAACCGCCAGUUUACAUGCCUAGUUAGACCUGGCAUGGCUCCCAACUUGGCUGUCAAGGUUUGGUUUCCCCAAACCACACACAUCAUCAAAUGUGAUGGCAGGUCUGGAACAAAGAAAAAUGCUGCUGCUAGUGCACAAUCUGGUACCAUAAGGUGUGCUUCUACCUGUGCACUGGCAAGGGAGGCUUGAUGUCGCUGCCCAUCAGCUGAUAGGCAGUGAGAGCAAGCAGGUUGGGAACAGCUGUGCCAUUGAGGGGAAGAUAUUAGCACAGCAGAAAGGAGGUUUAAGUCGAUGCCUGUCAGCUGAAGGGCAGUAACUUCAAGCCCCACUUGGGCUUGCCACACUACGAAGGAAAAUGGGUCACCGGACGGUGUGACAUUUGGUGAUUGGCCCCAUCCACCUGUAUAAUGGCCCAAAGGUUUGAGAACCCAGGAUCUGGCCAGCCAGCUGAAUCCAGUCCAUACCCUUGUUGUAGCACAUACGGAGUUCAUAUUAAAGUGAUAUGCUUUGCAUCCCCCCCCAUCAUCAACAUAUUUGCUAAGGCAUCAAUAUAUUUGCCAGAUUCAUACUUUGUUUAGCUUAGAAUAAAAACCUCACAGGUAAUUAGGAUAUCUGUCCAAAAAUGUAAUCAUUACAGAUAACCAGUGAUAUGAGAAAGAAAGAUCUGCAUGGAGUUAGUUGGAAGUCACUUUUUUUUCUUUUUUCUAAUUUUCUUCUUUUUUAUUUUUUAGGAGAAUAUAAUGUUUAUAUUUUUAUUGUAGUUUAUGUUAUGAUUAUAUCCUUGUAUUUUUGCUUUUGUAUUUCCCCCUGUUUUGGUAUUAAUUUAAUUUAAUGCUUGUUUGUAUGAUGCAUAAGGAUAUAAAAAAGACUACAUACACACACACCCCACACUUGCUAUUACUCUUUGAAUAUACUUCAAAGACACACCAGUCCUGAAUUUAUUCAUUUCAGUGCUGUUUCAGGUCACUGUACCAGCUUAUGGACAUGACCUUGCAGUGUCUUCAAUGCAGCUUUGAUCUGAAUUGUAUUUCUGAUUCCUAGUGUUGGGAACACACACAUGGAGCUGUAUAUUUAGAAGCAAUGUUCUGAAACCUGCUAUUCCUGUUCCACUAGCCUACCCCAGUUGCUGGAAUGGCAGACCAAAUGGAAGAGAACAGGAUCUGCAAAGGAUUUGUUCCUGGCGCUGAACCACUCCUCAGCCUGAAGAGGAAUGACAAUAUAAUUCCAUGCUAUGACAGGCAACAUGAUACAUUUAAAACACUGAAGGGAGAAGAUUUCCGGUAAGUCAUCUAGCUGCUGUACCACACACUGGCAUGGCAAGAUGAUGUUACAGGUAGUUUACUGGCACGUGUACUUAGGAUGUAUGUACAGCAAAGGUAAAGAUCAUGUAGCCCACCAGGUAUUACUAUGCUACAAUUUCUGGCCAUGGCCAUGCUGCCAAUAACAUGUGAAGCCCCACAGGUUUCCCAGCCCUGUUGUGCAGGAUUGCAGAUCGAAUCAUAGAAAGGCAUUAGCCAUCGGAAAUUGCAGCAGAAAUUCUGAGCUGUCAUCCAGAGUUCUCUUUUUAGCUUUGGACAGAGUAAGCUGGGGUAGCUAACCUGUUGCUCUCCAGAUGUUGAACUCCCAACUCCUGCCACCCCAGCAAGCAUGGUCAGCAGUGAAGGAUGAUGGGAGAUGUAGUUCAGCAGCUGGCGGGCCAGAGGUCUCUCAUCCCUGGAGUUGGUUAUGCAUUCUGAGACCUGAAUAACCCAGAUAUUCCACCUUGCUAAAAACGUGUGUAAAUUAAGUUAAUAUAUUGGAAGAGUAGGAGAGUGAGCUUUAAUCUGUUACAGUGCAAAGCUUGACAUUUCUCUUUCAGUAGGGUCAGGCCAUGAUUUUAUGCAUAUUUUGUACCGUGAAUGUUUAAAUAAAAACUUAGCACAUAAAUAUGAAAGCACAGCAAUGUAGCUACUCUAAAGCAUAAAUUUUCACCCAUUUUAAAAAGUCUAUUCUGUUUUGCAGAUUGAUUUGUCGUAAGCGUUCAUUUCGGUACAGGGGGCCGCCUCUGCAGAAAUUGGUCUUUAAGGAAGAAAUCCAAAUAGCAGAGGAUACACAGGCUGCAGGUAAUGAGGGGAAUUAAGCACUGAUUACAGUGUGGUACACAAACCAGUGAUCUUUUUCCUGUGUCUUGCUAAGGAGUGAUAGUCACUCUGCUUUUCUGUGUGCAACGCUGAAGUUAAUUUGAAGAAGAGCUAGGGUACAUAGAUAGCAUUAAACUUUAGCACUUGGAAAUAUUGCUAUGGGAAUCAAAAGAAUUGAUCUGUCUGGUGAGACUGAAGUCAGUUGUUUGAAGCAAAGCAUUGCCUUUCAAAGUAAUCUAGGGGGGAAAGAUUACUCGUAAUGAGGCAGUGCAAGUUCUUAUUCUGCGUUUUCAGUUCCUCCAGAGCUAUUUCUAUGCUUGGCUUACCACAGCAAAAUUUACGCUGUAGGUCCAAUCUGCUGUGCUAAGGUGUCCCUCUGCUUGUGA
Podarcis lilfordi (Lilford's wall lizard) is the source of this 25527-nucleotide messenger RNA. Lineage: Eukaryota; Metazoa; Chordata; Lepidosauria; Squamata; Lacertidae. The record is from the annotation of a GenBank genome assembly.